Molecule: messenger RNA, 909 nt
Organism: Drosophila yakuba
Lineage: Eukaryota; Metazoa; Arthropoda; Insecta; Diptera; Drosophilidae
Product: probable serine/threonine-protein kinase DDB_G0280133
Exons: 1
Coding region: 49-849 (266 amino acids)
Source: RefSeq, a predicted model, not a curated record
UAGAAUGGUAAAAUAUCUUCAUUCACAGUUUGUUGUCAACAAUUCAACAUGAGGGCAGCAAUAGUUUUGGCACUUAUCGGUACAGUUUUGGCGGCUCCGCCAGUCAGGCUGAUGCCGAAACAAAAUAGUGAACAUGAUCAGUACGCUCAUAUAUUUGCGAAGGUACGGCCACCAGGCCAGAAGCACCAGAACAUUGAGAUUGAAUUCCAGCCAGAGCACCACAACUCUCAGUCGAGCAACCACGUCGAAACGGAAAUCAAGCAUGUGGAGCACAAGCAGCCUCAGCACCUGGAACAUGAGAUCAAGGAGCAGAGUUCUUCUCCUAUUUCUCAGGUGGAGUCGAGACCUCCUCACACCUUGGACUUUGAGAUCAACCCUGUGGAGAAGAAGCCACCCCAGCGAUUGGAGUUUGAUGUGAAGCCGCAGCACGACCAGAACUCUCCCCAGGGACAUUUGGUUUCAUUGGGCGUCAAGCCAGUGGAGCAGAAGCCUUCUCACCUCUUGGAGGUCGAGAUUAAGCAGCAGCAGCAACAUUCUUUGCCAAGUCAUCAGGUGGAACUGGAAAUCAAGCAGGUGGAACAGAAGCCUCCUCAGCACUUGGAGGUCGAGAUCAAGCCGGUUGACCAGAAGCCACCUCACCGUCUGGAGCUUGAAGUCCAGCAGCAGGUGCAGCACCAGAACUCCGAGCAUGGACAUUUGGUUGCUUUGAGACCAGUGGAGCAGAAGCCCCAACACAUCGAUCAUGAACUGAAGAACUCCCAAAAAAUCGAUCUGGAAGUUGCUCAAGAGAAUGAGCCCAUGGCUUCCCAACUCCAGAACCAACAUUUCAACCUCAGUCUGCACCAAUAGAACGGUGGGCCACAAAAUGUAUCCGUUUUACAAAGUGCAUUAAAUAUGUAUAAUUACAAA